GCAUUUUAAUUUAUUUCCAUUCGAUGCAAUCAAUGGUAUACGUGUUGGUUUAUGUGUAUUUUAUGCAAAAAUAAAAUAAAUCGUUUGUUUAAAGUUUAGAAGCCCGUCAACAAAUUUGUGUAGAUUGAGUUUAAACGAGUAUGGUGCAAGGCGUUUAAUUCCAGUGACUUUGUAUGAAUUCAGUGCUAAGAAAUUGAAUCUCGCCGCACAAAACUUGCUCAAUUAUAUUUGUUGGCAACCGUUUCAAGUCGGAAGCAGCUUAAUAAAAGUGGGCGUUUUUAACCAAAAAGUGCUUGUUGAUUUGCCGUAUAGUUGCAUAUCUGCACUUCAACCCGUUUUCAAGGUAAUCUGCAAAAAAGCGGAGAGCCCUACACAAUUUCAAGCAACGUGUAGACGAAAGUAUAGCGAGCAGUAAACAGCAGUCAUAAAAUAUCGAAAACGCAAUAUAUUGGCUUUACACUUAAUAAUACGAACAGCUGCGACGUCAUAAAAAUAUACGAUCGAAAAAAAAAGCGAAUAAACAAAUUAUUUGUGAAAUCAACCAUUUAGCGAUUAAGCAAAAAUUUUUGAUUGAAUCAUUUUGCUGUUUUUUUUUUGUGGUUGAAGCGAGUGCUCAACUGCAACGAGAGCAUUUCAUUUAUAACAAAUUCGCUGCGCCAAGAAACCGGCAAAUCACUUAAUUCUCUAUUCGAACGCAUGCAAUCAGAAUACCGGCGCAAGUUCUGUGUUGCAUUUUUUGCCGUGCAACACACCCAUCAAAUUGGCCAAUCAGCAUUACUUACUUGCGGGAUGUGGUAUAACGGACUGCAAGCAAUAUAAACAAAGAGAGAAAAAGAGAGAGAGAGCAGGCCUGAGAGCAAUAGAAGUCAAUAGAAAACUCAUAUUUCCCGAGAAAAGUGGCAGUGGAUGUUGCCAGAGAAUUCACCGCAUUUUUUGUGCUAAAAAUUGCUCAAUGAGCAAUUGAACAUUAUCUAGAGACAAAUCUCAUCGAUGCUAAUAUAAAGUACAAUUAAAAAAGUUUGCAAAAAGAACUUCACAAGUGCCAUAAUCGCACACUUACACACUAUCAUCAAUUGAGACAAACUCUAAUUGUCUUGAAGCAAUUCUCUACAGUCGCCGCAUUGUGUGUGUAAAACCCAAAAUUUAAACAUUUAAUAUGUGUGUAAAAAACUAUUGUAAAGUAGCGUAAAUACACGCCACUAACACAGGAGACACCCAGACACACACCCCAAACCGUAUACAACAAACCCCCCAUGCUAAGAUAUCGGCUGGUGUCGACACAUUUCCUCAAACAGCCGUAGAUUGUGUACCGCCGCCAAGCCAAUCAAGCAGAGACGAGUCCAGCCGAGUCGCGUCAGCGAACGUGAAACGAGUGUAACACAAAAAUAACACCACCUACAAAUACAUAACAACAAGCAUACCUACAAAUAAAACAUAAAAAAACAACCCUUACAUACCCACACUGACAUAAGCUUCGUAGGCUAGUACGUCUAGUGCCACAAGUGCGUGUGCGUGACUAGCGCAGUGAGAGAGUAAGUAGGCGUGAGCGAGCAGGCGAAAGUAGCAAGGAAGGCCAAAUUUUGUGUGAGAGCGCAACAUAAACAGGCGUGUGCUCGCGCAGAGUAGAACAAAGAGAGAGAGAAAGCGAGGAAGAGUUGGAGCGGUAGGUCAAUUAGUAGGCAUAACGCCUGAGAGCCUAAAAGUUGACUACAUAGUAAAGAAGAAAAAAAAAACACAAAACACAUUAUUGUGGCCGGCGUAUAUUUGCAAAUUUUUCCGUGGAAAUUCGCCAGCGGCGUUUGCGAUCGCAGGUAGAUAGAGGAGGAUUUCUAUUGCAUUUGCCGAACUGCAUAUCCGGAUAAUCCGACUACCAGUCAGCUUUAUUUCUUGCUUACGACAUCGCUUACUAGAGCGAAAGCAGCAACGUCGGCGACAGCACCGCCGUUUCGGGUACAAAAGAGUCGUUUAAUCAAUAAAACGCUGCGCCGUUAGCCACAAGCUAGACAUUUUGACUUGCAGCAUUUAGCCGGCAACAACCAUAAAACAUUUGGAAGCGGAUAGUGGAUUCCUCAGCUGAAAACGCCCAAAACUCUAGUAGGAGACUUUGUCUGCUAAUUGAUUUGAUAGUCGGUUGAAAAAAAAGCUUUCUUUGGACCAUAUCAGCUGUAGUCCUUGGAAAUCACUAGUAAAGGCGAUUUUUGAGUCAAUCGUCAGCCACAGCAGCAGUAGCCACCCUCGUAUUUGGUGCUUAAAUCCUUUCAGAGGUUACACACGGGGUCGUGGUGACUUCUUCUCGACUGGCUCUGUAACUUUUGUCACAACGUAUUCGCUAAAAGUUUUCCGUUUAUUCGGUACGUACGACAACAAUUUCAACAGCGAAAAUGUGCAGAGAUCGCGAUAUGAUUUUGCCAUAGAUCAACGGAAUCGCCAAUAUAAAGUAAAGAAAAAAAUCAAGCUGAAGUAAACUGUGCGCUGAAAGGGUGGGAGUGAGUGAACUGAUAGAUACAGAAAAACAGAGAGAGAUAGAGGGAAAGACGCUAAAGCGAUUAGCAAAAAAACAAGCAAAGUGUGACAAAGUCAAAAAGGAAACCCUCGAAAUAAAAAUUUUCCAUUUGUUAACUGCGGUCCCAGUAGAUGUGCUUUAGAUUAUUUAACGAGUGCGUGCGAUAACGAUAAACGCCAAGCGUCAGUCAAUAAUCAUCAUAUUGAGUUUCUUUGGGAAAAAAACAAAUUAUAUUAAGUGCUUAAAAAUCCGCUUGGAGAAGCGAUACGCUUUUUAAUAACUAAAUAGUUAACAGCAUCAAGUUAAAGUCUUGUUUUUAUCGUUUGCUACAAUCAUCGACAUCGAUAAUAUCCACUCAUCUUACAUCUGUGUAUAUGUAUAUGUAUUUUUGAAAGCUAACGGUUCAUUGAAUUAUAUCGUGCACUUUUCCGUAAAAGAUUUAGCAAUGUGACUGCUGAGCUUCGAUUUUUUGUUCAACUACGCACUACAAUCGGUUUAUCGUUCGAUCGGAAUCGGUCGCGUGUUGUGAAUUUUGCCAGUAUCAUCUACAAACAGCGUGUGCGUGAGCUAGUGAAGAACUGUUUAAGCGUAUUAAAGUUUGCGUGUAGAACUUGUGAAGAGUGAGAGAAGAAAUUGACAAAAGAAAUCGAUAAUAUUAAAAAGCAAUAAAAAUCGAAAGCAUUUUGUGUUAUAUAGUUUGGGUAUUUUGAGUUGUGGAAGAGUUAAAAAAAAAACGAAUAAAUAAUUUAUCUCACUCAACAUUUUCGUUUGCUGGUGCCAAACGAAGAAACUGUAACAGGGCAAGGAUUUAAGGAAAAAGCGGCAAGAUUGAAGACUUUGCGAGGAACUUUUGGAAGUCUAUUAAGGCUUGCGUUUGCGGCAUGCGCCAUCCUACCACAGGACUAAGCGAAGACGACCUCAGUCGUCUCACUGGUUCAUCCUCAUCGACAGCAUCUUGUGACAGCAAUUCAUCAUCCUCCUCCUCUUCGUCAUCAUCGUCUUCUUCUUCGUCGGCGGCUAAUACGCCCGCACACAAGGAGGGCGUUGACGAGUGCGCUCAUCACACACUCGCCACGCUAACAAACUCCGAUAAAACGACCAAUAAUACAUUAGCCCUGGUCGCCAAUACACUUAAGCAGAAUAACAAUAACAUCAUCAACAUUAGCAACAAUAACAACAAUACUAAUAAUAAUAACAACAACGGCACACAAACUAAUUCAUCAUCACGCUUCAGUUCUACAUAUCUACCCGAAUUAAUCAAUCCGCUGGAAUGGCAAAAAUCACGUAAACGCAAAGAGCGCCUUGACAGCACAUCAUCGGUGACACAAGAUCGCAAGUUGCAACGCUCUAAUAGCGAAGAGCUACUUACACAAGAACAACAGGCGCCAGCUAUAGGGAGCGCAGAUGCGCUCAAUUCUGGCGGUAAUGCGCUGAAAACGAUUAAGAGCGCAGAUGUGAUUCGACGCGUCUCGUCGGAGGAUUUCAAGAAGACUGCUUCGUAUGCUGUCUACGAACAGGAAUUGCGUGAAGCAGCUGAAUGCCGCACUGCAGAUUUGAAGCAGCGUCAAUUGCAACAGCAACAGCAACAACGUGCCGCCGAUGAGAAUGACGGCGCGUUAGCCAAUCGACAGCGUCAUCAACAGCUGCAAAAUCAGCAAGCACAACAACAUCAGCAAACUGAGGAGUCAACGACCGCGCCCGUCUAUCGUGACUCUUGGAUCACCGGCCCCACCAAAGACAUGACGCGCCGUUCACGGUACGAAACUAGCCCGGCGCGUUCUCAACGUUUUUCGCCCAUACGUACCAAUGGUGGUGCUAACGGUAAUAGCAAGCAUCGUGACAGCGACGAUAGUGAAUGCGAACAUGAGCGUCGUCGCAGCAGUGAGCGUUCGUGCAAAUCACGUCCGCCACCAGGUCGCAAAGUGGGUGUUGUAAAGAAGAGUAGCGCCGGUGGUAGCGGCAGCACUGCGGCAAGUAGUGCCGCCAAGUAUUUGGCCUCUUCGAAGCGCUGCGAUGAGAAUUCCGCUUAUAAAUAUGAUCUGUCAACGCUGAAGUAUGAGCGACGCGGUUUUAUCAGCAAAAAGGGUACUGCCGCCAAUGGCAGCAGCGGUAGCGGCAGCAGCAGCGAGAAAACGACUAACGAUCACAAUGACAAUAAUCUAAUUGACUUCCAUCAACAGCCACAAAAACAAACUUCAAGAGCACCACAGUCUCAAGCUCAGACCUCCGUGGCGGCAUCGGCGCAAUUGCAACUGAAAAGUGUCAAUGGCGUUGCAACUGCUCCACCCAAAGAGGACAAGUCUAACACAGCAGCAGCGCCACAAACCGUAAAGCGUUCGAGUGCUAUUAGCAGCGCCUAUAACUCUGUGCCGCUGACUGCCGCACAGGAGGCAUUGCCUUGGGGCCGCAGCGUGCCCGAAGAUGCCACACCGAUGUUAAGUCGCCGUUAUGCGCCCGUGCGUCAUCACCCCGUCGAUAAUCUCGACACCGCUGCCAAACUCUCGAAAGUCAUGCCGUACCCUCAGCAUUUUCACAAACAAUCCGCAGUGCAGCGUUUCGAUGACGACAUGGAUUGCAUGGAUUCGCUCAGCACUUUCCGUGCCUUCACCUCACGCGAUGUAAUGGAACAGGUUAUACCGGCAAUGAUGUCUUUCCAAUCGCCGGAAGAGCGUCUCAAGCAGGUCAACAAACGUUUGACAGCUUUGAAGAAGAAGCUCGUGCAGCUGGAAGAGGCUUAUGAAAUGCGUGUUGGCUAUCGUCCCUCGCAGGCGGAACGCAUGAACGACAAAUAUAUGAAAAAUAUAUUAGUAGAGUUAAACAAGUUGCGCAAAGAGCGACAAGAAUUGAAGGCAGAUCCGAUGGGCGCAUUGGGCAUGAAAGUAAGCGGCGGCAUGGAUGCAACAAUGAAGUUGAAGAAAAUUAAGGAGACUUUGCAGGAAAUUGAACAGAAUCUCGCUGACAAGCGCGAAGAUACCAAUCGCUCCGAAUCACUGGACGAACUCAACGCCGAUCAGCUGGUGCAAGAGAAAAGCGCCGUACAGCAUGGCCUACUCUACUUUGAAUCGCUCUAUGGUCGCCCCGCCACCAAGGAUGAACGCGAUGCAGCACGUCCACUCUAUGAUCGUUACCGCCAACUUAAACGCAUGGUUUUGCGCAGUGUCAUGCAAUCAGGCAGCGCUGCCGCCGGCGCACCCGAAUUACCAACCAUAUUGGAAAAUGAAGCAAUGGUCUUCGAAUUCACGCCACAUCAGCUUUCAUCGGCCAAUAGCACUGAAUCGAAUUCGCCUAGCGAUUCGACGGCAGCGCCAAAUGCAUCAUCCGAUGACUCGACCACCACCACAACUGGUGUCGCAGCUGAUGCAUCAGCGACCAAUACAACCACAGCUACAACUACAACAGCAGCAACGACUCAGACAUCAACUAGCGCUAGUGAAAAUAUUAGCGCACUAAAUAUCGAACAGUUGUGGGAACAAUUGGAGAAGACACGCGAAGAGAAAAAGCUACUCAAGCGUACCAUACGCGAGUACGAGACUAUUUUUGAGGAACAAAAUGGCCGCAAGAUGCUGAAAAAUGACCGCAAAACCAUCGAAGAGACUUAUGCGCAGUACAAAGAGAAGAAGGCGAAGACCCGUUUAUUGCAGGAGCUCAUCAAGAAGCAGAAACGUUCGUUCGCCUAAGCUGUGGCAGGAGUGACAAAAAGCGCUUUUGCGAAAGCUUCGCUGGAUAUAACUAUUUUAUAUACAAAUGGAAAGGAAGACGAGUGAAGGAAAGCUCAAUUUUUAUUUGUUUGUGGCGACGAUGACAAAUAGUUGUCGUCUUUUUUGUGGCAAAAUGUAUGCUCGAUAAAGCUGUACUCGUAGCAGGGCAACACACCAACUCAAAGCUUUUGCAGUUGUAGAAUGUAAAGCAUGAAAGCUUUUUUAUAGCGUACGGACGCAGAUAUAUAUACAUACAUAUGUAUGUAUACGUAUAUAUGUGACUAUUCGCUUUUAUUGGAAUGUGGAAUGCAGCGCAGCGUAGUGUUGGAGAAAGCGGAAAAUAUUAUAUGUAGCGGAACUAUUAUAUAUAUUUUUUUUUGCGUAAAAAAUAACAAUAAUAGAUUUCUAUAAUGUCAACAUUUUAUUAUUUGCUUUUUUUUGAAUCAUUUUUUGCAUUGACUUGAAUAAACUGAUAGUUUGUCAUGACAAAACAUACUUUAGUUUAAAUAAUUAAUUGUUAUAUUAUUUUUAUGCACUUAUCUAACUAAAAAAAUUAUAUUUAUUUUGCAUCUCAUUUAUUAAAUAUACAUAUACAUACAUACAUAUAUACUUAUAUACCAAAUGCGAUUAUAUAAUGCGGUUAACUGAUUUAACGCAUAGCCAUCAAACAGUUAUUUAGUUAUUUAAGCUCUUGAGAACUGUGUUAAUUUUUAUAAAAUUCACAAAAACUAUUAUAAAUUAAAUUUUAAGUGGAGCGCAAAUUGAAGCUAAACAAUGAAACAAAAUAUUGUAAAAUGCACGAAGGAGCUAAAGAGAAAGUAAAGUUUCAAGUAUUGAAAAUUAGAAAAUAUGCAUUGUUUUUAAAACAACCCAAAACGCUAUUUGAUGUACAACAAGAAUAUAAUAAAAGAAAUAAUCUGCAAAGAAAACAUUACCAUUUUUUUUAUUAAAAAUUAUACAAAUUUUUGUAAGAAGAAAUUAUGCAUGAUGUUCGAUUGAAAAAACCUAGUUGUACUGCUGAGAAUAAUUGAAAAAUUUUGACUUCGGAUGAGUAAUAAUUUUCUAGAAAACCACAUACUAAUAAAAAUGCAUAUACAUAUCGCUCAUUUACUUCACUAGGUCACAAUCCAAGAAAGCAGAACGUUGAGGAAAACGGCUGCAAACUUUUGAACUCACUUUGCCUACGUAAGUAGAAGUAAUAAAGAUAUAUUUUCAUCUAACGAAAUACUAGGCCUCUUCUUUUCGUCAAGCGUUAGCAAGUGGCGAACAGAUCAAGCACCUUGUAUAAAUGAACAUAUCUUGCCAAUGCUGGAAGAGGCUGCCUUAAAUUACAUGCGUUUGUAAAUUAGUGAAUUUUACCAGUUUAAUGGGGUAUAAUCAGACUCACUAUCGGCCAAGCUUACUUGGUUACUUUGUGGUUGCUUUCGCAUGAGAAUUUUUCGUCAAGUUAAACGAGCAGAGAGAUAGGCAGCAGAGAAGUGGCGAAUAGAAGAGUCCUUAAUAGAUAUCGCCAUGAAAUUUUGACACAGCAUAAAAGAAGAGCUUGUGUCUUUACAGCAACAUUCCCCGUAUAUGUAUGGGGAAUGUGUAUGCUUCUACAACAACAACAACAAGCAUGUGGUUUUUGGGCUUGUUCGAUGCACGUAAUAAAAGCGGCACUAACGCUGCACUGAUGACAAUUUGCACCUUUGUUGCAAUUGCUCAACUGAUAUUUUGCUGAGGUUCGGCGAAAAAAAUUUUUGAAGCCGAUUUAUUUGUCUUCGCGCGCAACAUUUGCUGAAUUUUUGACACUUCGAACGUGAUGCUUUUGAUAAUGUUGCCAGAAUUUUACAUUGAACGUGAUACUUUCACAAAUCAUGCAACACUGCGGUUGUGAUUGAAGCUCGAACAAGCCCUUUGUUUGAUUAUGACACUAUUGAAUUAAUGGGCGAUAUGUUUUAUAAGUGUGGGGUAUUUUACACUUUGUGACUCUAAAACCUACUAAGAUUUU
Messenger RNA from Anastrepha ludens (Mexican fruit fly), 8191 nucleotides. RefSeq names its product protein FAM13A. The record is from RefSeq and is a predicted model, not a curated record. NCBI's taxonomy places the organism in Eukaryota, Metazoa, Arthropoda, Insecta, Diptera, Tephritidae. The coding region runs from base 3385 to 6180 and encodes 931 amino acids. The transcript is spliced from 5 exons.